UAGGCAACAGUUUAACACCUAUUUCACAAUAUUGGUAUUACACAACAUAAUGAUCAUAGAUGGAUUAUGUUUGAAAUGUUUGUAAAGGUGUAACACCCCAUUCAUGUUCUAAACAAACAUUACCGUCGAGGUUUGUCCUUCGUCAUUGCUAUCGCGCAACGCUUUGAUGUGAAAUUAUAUUUGAAUCCAUGGGGGACUCUGUUGGACGAGCACUGUAAACACAUGGGUUCAGAACAGAACUGGCCAACCUCUUUAAAAAAAAAAGACAACCGAGAUGCCAAGAGUCCUAGGCUUCUAGCAUAACGUGAAGCCAAGACAAACCUGUGGGGAGGUCCCCAACAGUGUGGGGUCAGCAGCAGCUGACACAAGACCCAUAAUUAUCUGGAGUCAAAGGUUAACUGAAACCUCGUUACACCUCGUCUGCACGUCCUGUAUUUGUUCACCAUUUGCCCCAUAUGACGGCUAUGUUCAACGCAUGAACUCUAGAGUUGUGAAACAACUGGAACUUUGGAGCAGCAAGCCCCCCUUCACUGUUCCUCACCCUACGAUUUCCUUUUUCUCUCUCUCCCCUACAACUCACCCAACUCUGAGCUCCUCCUCUGCUGAAAAUACACAUUUCCUGAUGUCAUUACUAAAUCAAAACCGUUGCUCAGCAAACAGAUGUGUUCAGGGGCCCAACCACAUUGUGUAGCAUAGAUUGUCCUGAGAAGACAUCUUCUAAAUCUUUUUAAAGUCACUUUAAAGGUUUUUAUUUCAUCCCAGUAAUCGACAAAGACUUGUUCUUUUGAAAAACUGCAUCUCUACUAAGGAGCUUGAGAUAUGAAUAAUUGUUUUAGUGAUGAUGAAGAGAUGGUCUAAUGCGUUGUCUUUGAAAAGCAGUAUGAAACUGAGACAGUAGUCUGCUGAGGUAACAGUCAUGCAGCUCCACAUGGCUCAAGGUACUACAUAAAGAUCCAGGAGGAGUCCACCCAUAUACCCAGGCUUAUCCUAUUGUGUGAACGCUGAAAGUCCUAGUGAGUCGGAGAUUUGCAUUACUUGCCUGUGGCUGUGGGGUAGAUAGAGAGAGUAGGUCUUUGCAAACAGCUGGCUGACUCUAAUAACAUCUUCCAGAUAUAAUGAAAUUAACCCAGAUAUGAAUCCACAGCCGUCUGCACAGCACACCCGUGCGUAAACGCCCUAGUCCUAAAUGUUUACUUAUGUUUCCGAUUUGGCAGAGGCAGCCCUCAAGGCAAAUAAAUCACCAGCUGCAUGUCGGCCAGGCCUUUGACUGUGAGAAAUUGAGACUUAAAAGCAGAACUAGAGUUAAAGAGUAAAGGGUUUUCAGAUGUGAGUCCAGCCCAACUUGGGUGUGCUCCCUUUUAUUUGAGAGAGAGAGAGAGAGUGAGAGGACAAUCUUUUGAGCCUCCACCCCUUUAAAAGGCAAGACAAUCCUAAAGAAAUGCACUGGAGAGGGGAAGAGAUUGCUGCCAAGGCGCAGGGCAGACUUACAGAUCCUCGAGGAACAUCUGGUAACCUAACCGCGGGUAACACCUAUCUGACAUCUGGUAACCGGGGGUAUGCCGCGUCUAGCUGCUUCCACCCCUGUCUAGUGUCCUGUUAUGCCUUCUAGGGCUUGGUGUAAGAAGUUCAGGCUCAGUCUAGAUGGUCGUCAGUCAGUGGGGAAAACUCUCCUAUGUUCACUUUCUCUGACAUGAAGGGAGCGCUUGGCUUCUUUGGGGUAAUCCUCUCCGUUCUCUCUGGUGUUAGCCACGAAGAGAGAGUUACCAGUGGAUUAGGUUGUGGGAAUACUUCUGUUGACUGUGAUACCUACUGUGCUUUUUGUGAGUAUUUUCCCACAAGGACGGAGUGCUACGCUGCUUUCUUUGAGAUAAAGUGCUACAGUCCUUUUGUAGGUGAUAUGGAGUCAUUAAACAACACAGAUUGGUGCAACUGGAACAAUGUGAAGCGGAUGUAUAACACCUUCACCCUGUGCACGGAAGAGAUAGCAGAGUGUCUGCUGAUCCCCUGGCCCAACAGGAUGGUGGAGAAUGAGUUUGUGAACAUCCACUCCAGGUUCUUCCUGGACUGUCCCAAUGAGGCGCUGAGCGACCCCCCACCCAGCAUCGUAUUUGCCCUGGUGAUGACCCCCAUCUGCCUCAUCCCCAUCAUGGUGGUCCUGGUGGUGCUCAAGACCAAGAACGGAGAUGGCAGCUCCUGAUAGGACGUCCUGGAUCAGUCCUCAUCCACCCUGCCUCACCUCCAUGUUCAGACUCACUCUCUCUAUCCCCUGAGGAUUCAAGACUGGGGCCAUUGACUCAACUAUCUUACAGAGAACUGCUUAUCAUCUUACACCCACUGAUGAUUGGCUUAGCUCUGUGGAGUCCUAUCAAAACAAUCUCACAGCACAAACACCUUACACAUGACCUUUUUGGAUGCACUGAUACAGAAUAAGUAGUACCACAUGGGCAUCAUCCAAGGAUUUACAUUAUACGCUUUAGUACUUACAGGGGUUCGAGAAAGGGUCUGUCUGUGUUGUGUAACGUGUCAGGUCAAUAUCCUCAGAGUUGCUUCUUGAAAACUCAUCUUCUCCUCAUUCGUCGAUGCUCCUCUAACUAAAAGUGGUGACAGCUAUGUAAAUGUUUAAACUCCCUACACAUCUUAGCAAAGUAUUUAAGAUAGUAGGGUUUAUGGACUUCUCACUCAGACAUUCCAUGUCAUUCUUGACAAUCCAUUCCAUGACCAUCUCCAUCCUGUCCCAGAUCUGAACCCUAACAGCGACUAUGCUAAAAUAGUUACAUGUUUUUAAAUAAUUGUUUUAUUUUUAUAUAUGCGAUUAAAGAAUGGCAAAAGUUGGGAUAUUCUUCAGCACUUGUGGAAUUGUUGUGGUUAGGGGAGGAUGACAGAAGCUGUAAAGCUUGCUAAAAUGACGUCAAAGAGAUUUUGUUAUUGGAAUUCCUACCCUCUGGCUGGGAAAACGUGAGUCUCGCAUUGCUGGACAUUCCGAUUGAGUUGAAAACCAAAGACAAAGGCAUUCUGUUUGAGGAAUUCCCACUCUCCAUUUACUGUACACUCAGAAAAAGAGGUGCUAUCUAGAACCUAAAAGGGUUCUUCGGCUGUCCUCAUAGGAGAACCCUUUGAAUAACCCUUUUUUAAUUCCAAGUAGAACCCUUUUGGGUUCAAAGUAGAACUCUUUCCACUGAGGGCUCUACAUGGAACCCAAAAGGGUUGUGCCUAGAACGAAAAAGGGUUAUCCUAUGGGGACAGCCGAAGAACCCUUUUGGAAUUUUUUUUUCUAAGAGUGUAGUUAUCCCUAUAGGAUCUCCAUCAUGUCUAUUUCUAUAUGUAACUACAGAACAAAACGUAAUGUACCCUCUCACUUGGCAGCUUUCCUGUCUUUGAAUGUGUUGUGUGUAUAUUGGAAUUGUAUGAGGCUUCUGGAGAGCCCUCCUUGGCCUGCCUCCGAGUGUAGGGUUUAGAAUGUAUGGGGUGUGGGGUGGGCGUAGGAAGGCCAUGAGGAAGGGGUUUGGCCAAGCAUCAGUCUGUGAGGAAGGUUGGGGUCAGGAACUAGACACAAUGGGUGGGUAGCCUACGCCCAACAUGUACCCUAUGAGAUCUGUUUCCAGGAAUUGUCUAUUUCCUAGCCUCAACCCCUCUCUCUCCCUCUUGACAAUGACGGUCCCCACUGUCGCCCAUGAUGAGCCAGUCGACGCAUGCCUGAAAGAUGAAUCAAGCAUUAAAUCAAAAGACUACAAACAUUUGGUCUCCCCCCUGGCUCAGUGUAGCAAUGAGCACUGACACUGACUGAAGACAGAAGGAAAAACAAAUGUCUAUCUUUCCUCUACUUAAACUGUGUAAGAACUGUUUGUUUUAUUUUUUAUUAAACUGUCGUGAAUGACACUGAAAGCAUUGUAGUGCAUUCAGUUUCAGAAACAAAGAAAUAUGUAUGCUUAUGUAUUGUAUUUCUGCUCUUACUCUGGUCAUAAGAUUUACUGGACUGUCUGUGAGAGGGGUGUGGGUCUUAGUCAAAGCAUAGCCUCUUUUCUUACACAUAGUACUGUAUAUAAUUAUAUUUUGCAAUUAAAUACUAUGUUAAAGCCAAA
This is a messenger RNA of Coregonus clupeaformis (lake whitefish), 4079 nucleotides long. RefSeq names its product receptor activity-modifying protein 1-like. Gene Ontology annotation, cellular component: membrane; signaling receptor complex; cell surface. Gene Ontology annotation, biological process: G protein-coupled receptor signaling pathway; protein localization to plasma membrane; calcium ion transport. The record is from RefSeq and is a predicted model, not a curated record. The transcript is spliced from 4 exons. Bases 1673 to 2197 code for a protein of 174 amino acids. NCBI's taxonomy places the organism in Eukaryota, Metazoa, Chordata, Actinopteri, Salmoniformes, Salmonidae. Gene Ontology annotation, molecular function: coreceptor activity.